Messenger RNA from Oryza brachyantha (malo sina), 735 nucleotides. Its product is annotated as glutaredoxin-C4, chloroplastic. Gene Ontology annotation, cellular component: cytoplasm. NCBI's taxonomy places the organism in Eukaryota, Viridiplantae, Streptophyta, Magnoliopsida, Poales, Poaceae. The coding region runs from base 63 to 368 and encodes 101 amino acids. The transcript has 4 exons. Gene Ontology annotation, biological process: cellular response to oxidative stress. The record is from RefSeq and is a predicted model, not a curated record. Gene Ontology annotation, molecular function: glutathione disulfide oxidoreductase activity.
CGUCUUCGUCUUACUCGCGCCCCUCCGACCCCAACCCAGCAGAGGAGCCCAGCAAGCCGACCAUGGCGCUCGACAAGGCCUCCAACUCAGUCGUCGUCUUCAGCAAGACGUAUUGCCCUUUCUGCGCCCGAGUGAAGCAGUUGUUGGCACAGCUGGGUGCAAGCUACAAGGCCGUUGAAUUGGAUGUGGAAAGUGAUGGAUCUGAGCUGCAAGCAGCUCUUGCCAAUUGGACUGGUCAGAGAACUGUUCCUUGUGUCUUCAUUAAAGGGAAACAUAUUGGUGGCUGUGACGAUACCAUGGCAAUGCACAAAGGAGGGAACUUGGUUCCUCUGCUGACUGACGCAGGAGCAACCACACCUUCACUGUAGAUAAAUACUUUGUGAAAACGUGUUCGUUUUAUGUCGAUGUCAUGGAAUAAAAGCGAAUAUGGGGACUUCCACUGGCACUCUAGCAGAAGAACUUACUGCUGACAGUAGCUUUGGGUGACUGCUAAGCCUGUGUGCAGCACUACUCUAGCUAGCUUAAUUUGUAUGAUUUCAUUGUUGUUAGCAAUAAAGAUGAGUGCGUCCUGUGAAUGAGACUGAUGAUGAAUUGAUGAUGGUCUCUAUUGGCACCGCUCUUUCGGCACUUCAAGCUCCAGCUACCGGCGUGGCCAUUUGCUGUUCAAGAUAUUUGAGAUCGUGUGUUGUUGUGCCACUGAUGCCAUCCACUGUUCUGGGUGGAAGAGGUGCAAAC